Molecule: messenger RNA, 789 nt
Organism: Dichomitus squalens LYAD-421 SS1
Lineage: Eukaryota; Fungi; Basidiomycota; Agaricomycetes; Polyporales; Polyporaceae
Product: HET-domain-containing protein
Exons: 2
Coding region: 1-789 (262 amino acids)
Source: RefSeq, a predicted model, not a curated record
AUGUGGCUCCUUAGGACCUACCGCGCCGAGCUCGUGCAUUUCCCGAGGAAUUUCGAUGCCGAUGGGGGCUACGCCAUUCUCUCUCACACCUGGGAUCAGAAGGGAGAACAGACCUUUCAGGAGAUCCGAGGGUGCUGCCGACUCGCUGAGAAGCACGGCUUCCGAUGGGCCUGGGCCGACUCUUGCUGCAUUGACAAGACGAGCAGCAGCGAGCUCUCCGAAUCGAUCAACUCGAUGUUUCGCUGGUACUCCGAUGCCGAGGAAUGCUACGCUUACCUCGCGGACGUCCCGAGCGGCUCCGACCUCCACGCGCCCGAUUCCGCAUUCCGGAAGAGUCGAUGGCACACGCGGGGGUGGACGCUGCAGGAACUGAUCGCCUCUACCUCCGUCCCAUUCUAUUCAUGCGAUUGCGAGGAGUUAGGGAACAGAGCAGAUCUGGCGGAGCUUCUGCGGGAGAUCACCGGACUCCCUCGGGACAUCUUCACCAGGGCGGCAAGGCCUUCCCAGUACUCUGUCUGCGAGCGCAUGUGUUGGGCUUCUCAGCGGCAGACAACGCAGUUGGAGGAUGAAGCAUAUUGUCUGAUGGGUCUCUUUGACGUUAGCAUGCCAACGAACUAUGGCGGGGGAGAAAAGGCGUUCCUGCGACUUCAGUACAAAAUUAUGCGACGAGAUCCCGACCUAAGCCUGUUUGCCUGGGGAUACCGACUCCCGUGUGGGGACCUCAGCGGACAUGGGUUAGCUCUGUCUCCUAGCGAAGCUCCUGACAGUCGGAUUCGAUAUACCUUCUAG